UGCUUGGAAUGGUGCGAAAGUCUGCUUCAAGUUUACUGCUGCUGGUCGGCUGCAUUGCGCUGCUGGUCGCUCGACCGGCGUUCGCGCUGUCCAAGUGCGCAGUGGUCGCUCACUUGCACAACAUUGGCACCUUCUCCGCAAAGGACAUUGCAAAACUCACGUGCAUUGCACAACACGCAUCUGGAUUCGACCCGUCGCUGCAAGACCGAUCGAAGGGCCCGCAGACGCGCUGGGGACUGUUCGGAAUGGCCGAGUCCCAGUGGUGCAGCACUCAGUUUGGCGCAUCCACCGGCAACAAUGUUCGAGAUGUCAUACCCGUCGACACUCCUGGCAAUCAGUGUCAAGUCGCCUGCAAUGACUUGAUGAUUGCGUCGCAAAGCAUCCGAUGCGCGCGUAUUGCGAUUGGCAAGCAAGGUUUUAGCGCAUUUCCCGAGUACGCGGCCAACAAGGCAGACUGUGACAAUUACACGGUCGAUGAGUGCUCCAAGACGCGCAAGCCGCACGCGGCACCACGGCAAGAGCAAGUAUUUGUAGGCUCCCAUCAGAUGCCGCGUCAGGGAGACAAAGUUCAAAUGCCAUCUUCGGAACGCGAUGAAUUGUAGAGCACGAAGAAAGCACACAACCAAUGAAUGUAUUUUCAAAUUGUGGGGUUUUGAUCUAUUUCUGUGCAACACUGAACAAAUGAAACAGUCACCACCAACAAAAAAGAGAAAGGAGAUGAUGAACUCGGUCCUUUCUGC
Capsaspora owczarzaki ATCC 30864 is the source of this 740-nucleotide messenger RNA. RefSeq lists its product as hypothetical. The coding region runs from base 9 to 602 and encodes 197 amino acids. The record is from RefSeq and is a predicted model, not a curated record. Lineage: Eukaryota; Filasterea; Ministeriida; Capsasporidae. The transcript has 3 exons.